AUGGCCUCCUCUGUUUUUUUCAAGUUUAAGUCGCAGAAGGAGCCCACGCGCGUCGAGUUUGAUGGAACUGGCAUCUCUGUAUUUGAGCUCAAACGUGAAAUCAUCCUCAAGAGUGGAUUAGGCGAUGGCUCCGAUUUUGAUCUCUUCAUCUACACAGAUGAUAAUUCAGAAGAAUACGACGAUGAUACCACCAUCAUCCCCAGAUCAACCACGGUGGUUGCCAGACGCCAGCCGGCAACCAAACCCGGCGCCGGGCGAGCAGCUCGAUAUGUCUCCGGCAAAAUGCCAGUGUCGGCAAAGAAUGCAGGUCGUAAAGAGCAAGCUGCUAAGGCCGCCGCCGCCAAGUCGAGUUCCCAUGCUAUUAACCAGAUGAACAAUGCCAUGACAGAAGAGGAGAAGAUGGCCGCUAUGUUUGCUGCGCAAACAGAGCAAUGGUCUGCUCAGCAAGAAGAAAUGUCUCAUCAAACGCCAGUGUUUAAGCCCGGUCAACAAAAGCGACCCGCCAAUGUUCCGGACCAUGACCCCCCCAAUGGUUAUAUCUGUUACCGCUGUGGUAACAAAGGCCACUGGAUUCAGCUUUGCCCUACUAACGAUGACCCUGAUUUUGACAACCGCCCGCGCGUGAAGCGAACCACUGGUAUUCCCCGUUCAUUCUUGCAAAAGGUGGACAAGUCGGUUGUUCUUGCACAGAGCGAAGGUGACGAGUCAAAACGGCCGUCUGGUAUUAUGGUCAAUGCUGAGGGCGAUUUUGUGAUUGCUGAACCUGACAAGGCGUCAUGGGAGAAGUUCCAGGCCAAGGCAAAGACCUCAUCCACUGUCAAGGACAGCUCAACGGAGGACAAGGAGAUUCAGGAGCGUGGACUUGAGUGUUCAAUUGACAAGAAGAUGUUUAUAGAACCAAUGAAGACACCUUGCUGCAAGAAGACGUUUUGCAAUGAUUGCAUCACCAAUGCUCUCAUAGAAAGCGACUUUAUUUGCCCUGCCUGUCAGACUGAGGGUGUCUUGAUUGAUGACCUGCAGGCGGAUGAAGAGUCUGCUCAGAAAAUCCAAGACUACCUUAAGGAGAAGGAGGCAGCCAAAGCGCAGGCACCAUCCCCCACCGAGAAUGCCAACCCGGACUCCGAGAAGGACAUUAAGACGGAGCCUGAAACCUCUUCAGAGCAGCCAGCCCAGAAACCCACCGACCUGUCGGCCCAGCAGACUGAGGUUGAAUCUUCAAGAAGGAAAUCCGAAGCAUCAUCAGCAACGGUCAAGUCCAAGUCGCCAACUCCACCACCUGCAAAUGGCAAAUCACCUCUAGCUGGACCGAAACCAACAGCUACCGGAUCCCAAGCAGUGGAUACGACAAAAUCCCAGGGGAUCAAGCCUGAAGAGACGAAUUCCAAGAAGCGGCCCGCAGAUGAUCUCCUCGAGAACCCCAAGAUCCCCAAAGGACCCAAGGCAAUGCAGAAUCAACAAGCCCAGAACCAAAUGAAUAACAUGAUGAACGGCAUGAACAAUAUGGGAAUGAAUGGAAUGAUGUUCAACGGUAUGCCUAAUAUGAUGCCCAACAAUAUGAUGAACAUGCCCAAUAUGAACAUGAACAUGGGGAUGCCAAUGAUGGGAAUGCCCAUGAUGGGCAUGCCUGGGUUUCAAGGGAUGAACGGCGGCAUGAACGGGAUGAAUGGAAUGAACGGAGGCUUUGGGGGCAUGAACGGAUGGGAUAUGAACGGGAUGGGAGGUAUGAAUCCCAUGGCAGGGUUCAACAUGAACAUGAAUGGCAUGGGAGGCCCCGACAUGAACCCUAUGGCCGGUUUCAAUAUGAACAUGAAUGGCGGCGGAUUCCCCAAUGGCGGAGUAGGUGGUGGUGGUGGUGGUUUUCCCCAAACUGGAACCGAGGAAGAUGCGUAUUUCCGCAAGCCCGUGAACCCGCAUCGACAUCAGAACAAGCAGCGGCGU
Molecule: messenger RNA, 1938 nt
Organism: Clonostachys rhizophaga
Lineage: Eukaryota; Fungi; Ascomycota; Sordariomycetes; Hypocreales; Bionectriaceae
Source: the annotation of a GenBank genome assembly